Nannospalax galili (Upper Galilee mountains blind mole rat) is the source of this 2694-nucleotide messenger RNA. RefSeq names its product cAMP responsive element binding protein 3 like 1 (gene Creb3l1). Lineage: Eukaryota; Metazoa; Chordata; Mammalia; Rodentia; Spalacidae. The transcript has 12 exons. The coding region runs from base 430 to 1989 and encodes 519 amino acids. Gene Ontology annotation, biological process: regulation of transcription by RNA polymerase II. The record is from RefSeq and is a predicted model, not a curated record. Gene Ontology annotation, molecular function: cAMP response element binding; DNA-binding transcription factor activity, RNA polymerase II-specific.
GCUAGGGUUCCCGGUGUCAGAGGAAAGUGACAGAAGCCGUGCUGAGGGAGAGACGCCGAGAGAUCGCGGCGACCCGGCAGCCACCCAGUCUCGGGGGAGCAUUGAGCUCCCCCGCCCCCGGCUCCCACCCGGCCCGGGGGGCUCCUCCAGUCUGGGCCCCACCCCCGGGCUCCCCAUGGAAGCCAGCUGCGCCCCGGGAGGAGCAGGAGGAGGAGUCGGCUAAAUGCCCGUGGUGCGCUCCGCGCCGCUGCCCUAAGGCCCCCCAGCGCCCCCGACCCGCGCCGCCUCCGCCGCUCCUCCCCCGGGGCUCGCCCGGGACCUGCCCCCCGGGCCGCCCGCCCGCGCUCAGCCGCAGCUCGGUGCGGGGAUCGCCGCCGCCCUGGAGUGAGGGAAGCCCGGCCCGAAGGGGGUCCCCCGGAGCCCGGCACGAUGGACGCGGUCUUGGAACCCUUCCCGACCGACAGGCUGUUCCCGGGAUCCAGUUUCCUAGACCUGGGAGAUCUGAACGAGUCGGAUUUCCUCAACAAUGCGCACUUCCCAGAGCACCUGGACCAUUUCGUGGAGAACAUGGAGGACUUCUCUAAUGACCUGUUCAGCAGUUUCUUUGAUGACCCCAUGCUAGAUGAAAAGAGCCCUCUGCUGGACAUGGAACUGGACUCCCCAGCACCAGGCAUCCAGGCUGAGCACAGCUACUCCCUGAGUGGGGACUCUGCACCCCAGAGCCCCCUGGUGCCCAUCAAGAUGGAGAACACCACCCAAGACGUGGAACAUGGAGCAUGGGCACUGGGACACAAACUAUGCUCCAUCAUGGUGAAGCAGGAGCAGAGCUCAGAGCUUCCCGUCGACCCUCUGGCUGCCUCCUCUGCCAUGGCUGCCUCUGCCAUAGCCACUCCACCACUGCUGGGCCUCAGCCCCCUCUCCAGACUGCCUAUACCCCACCAGGCCCCAGGAGAGAUGACUCAGCUGCCAGUGAUCAAAGCAGAGCCCCAGGAAGUGAACCAGUUCCUCAAAAUGACAUCAGAGGAUCUGGUACAGAUGCCUCCAACACCCCCCAGCAGUCAUGGCAGCGACAGCGACGGCUCCCAGAGUCCCCACUCUCUGCCUCCCUCCAGCCCUGUCCGGCCCAUGGCCCGCGCCUCCACAGCCAUCUCCACCUCUCCGCUCCUCACUGCCCCUCAUAAACUACAGGGGACAUCUGGGCCACUGCUCCUGACAGAAGAGGAGAAGCGAACCCUGAUUGCAGAGGGGUACCCCAUCCCCACCAAACUCCCCCUCACUAAAGCCGAGGAGAAGGCCUUGAAGAGGGUGCGCAGAAAAAUCAAGAACAAGAUCUCAGCCCAGGAGAGCCGCCGUAAGAAGAAGGAAUAUGUGGAGUGUCUAGAAAAGAAGGUGGAGACAUAUACAUCAGAGAACAAUGAGCUGUGGAAGAAGGUGGAGACCCUGGAGAAUGCCAACAGAACCCUGCUCCAGCAGCUGCAGAAACUCCAGACUCUGGUCACCAGCAAGAUCUCCAGACCUUACAAGAUGGCAGCCACUCAGACAGGCACCUGUCUCAUGGUGGCGGCCUUGUGCUUUGUUCUGGUGCUGGGCUCCCUGGUGCCCUGCCUUCCUGAAUUCUCCUCCAGCUCCAAGGCUGUGAAGGAAGACCCUAUCACAGCCGACAGUGUCUACACAGCCAGUCAGAUGCCCUCCCGAAGCCUCCUGUUCUAUGAUGAUGGGGCAGGCUCAUGGGAAGAUGGCCGAGGCACCCUGCUACCUGUGGAGCCCCCAGAAGGCUGGGAACUCAAGCCAGGGGGCCCAGCAGAGCCAAGGCCCCAGGACCACCUCCAACAUGAUUAUCUGGAUGGCACCCACGAGACCACCAAGUACUUGAGCGAGACCUGGCCAGAGGAUGCUAGUGGCAAUGGCACCAGCCCCAACUUCUCCCACCCCAAGGAGUGGUUUCAUGACAGGGAUCUGGGCCCCAACACCACCAUCAAACUCUCCUAGGCCUCUCCGAGACCCAGGACACAGGACGGACCCCCCUGGAACCCAGAAGAGGCAUUCUCUUGUUCACUGACCCGGAUGCAGCUCACACUCCUGCCCUGGGCCGCUCCCCCCGCCCCCUGCUCCAGGAGAAGGGGUCCCACUUCUCCCCAUCCCUCCCCACCUCUGUUGUGGCUGGGACUCCCUCCAUGCCCCCAGACAUUUGGACUGGUCCCCUGGGCCUACUGCUCUAUUCUCAAUUCUCUCUCCCACAACCAUCCGUCCUUCUCAGAUAAACCACUCACUGGGCCGCUCCCUCUACUUCUCCCAUAAUGACCAAUACAACCACUGUCCUCUGGCCCCCCAUACACACACAUGCACACAUGCAUACAUGAGCAAACAUCCCCACCUCCACUGUACAGAGACCAAGAACAGAAAUUGUUUGUAAAUAAUGAACCUUAUUUUUUAUUAUUGCCAAUCCCCUAAGAUAUUGUAUUUUACAAAUCUCCCUCCUCCCAUCACCCCUCCCUUGUUUUAUAUUUUAUGAAGUUAGUGCGGGCUUUACUGCCCCUUGGCCAGGGACAGAGGGGCUCCCCACCCUCACCUGGCUUCCCCCUGCCGCUGCCCAAGCUGCUGGGCCUUUUUAAUUGCCAAACUGCUCACUCCACCAGCUCAGCUCAUGCUUUAAGAAAGCAAAAUUUAAAAAAAAAAAAAAAAAAAAAGAAAAAA